Molecule: messenger RNA, 303 nt
Organism: Cyanistes caeruleus (blue tit)
Lineage: Eukaryota; Metazoa; Chordata; Aves; Passeriformes; Paridae
Source: RefSeq, a predicted model, not a curated record
AAACUGAAUUUUAUUUUUAUUACUUGCAGUAUUUAGACUUCUGAAGCCAUGGGAGUGAAGGUUCAGAGACCUCGUUGCUUUUUUGACAUAGCCAUCAACAAUGUACCCGCUGGAAGAGUGGUCUUUGAGCUGUUUUCAGAUGUGUGUCCAAAGACAUGUGAGAAUUUUCGCUGCCUUUGCACAGGUGAAAAGGGUACAGGAAAGUCCACCCAAAAGCCAUUGCAUUACAAAAGUUGUCUGUUUCACAGAGUUGUGAAAGAUUUUAUGAUCCAAGGAGGUGACUUCAGUGAAGGUAUGACGUGA